UGAAAAUGGAGCACGAUGGCGUCUGAAUGAACCUCAUCAUUAGCUGUGCACUAAUCUCAAUUUAUAAUAGUUCAAUUAUAAGUAGCAGAGCAGCAUGGAGAAGGAAACAGAUGAUUUAGCUGCCAUUUCAACUGUAGUAGAUAGCAGUUCAAAUGAAUCAACAGAAUUUUCAACUUCUGAAGAUUUGAAACAAGAUCUAUUAAAAUUAAUUUCAUCUUCUGAUGGCAUAAAAACAGAAUUAACAUUUUUGACUUCCCAUGAUAUAAAACCCAACAUGCCUUUUUUAACUUAUCAAGCGGUUACACAUGAUGUCAUUCCAGAAUUUUCAGCUUCUAAAGACACAAAAACAGAAUUUACAUUUUCAUCUUUUGAUGAAGUUAAACCCAACAUGACAUUUAUAACUUCUCAAGAUGUUAAACCUGAUGUUAUGCCUGAAUUUUCAUAUACAGAUAUCAUUAAAACAGAAUUAUCAACCUUUUCAUCUUUUGAUGAUGUGAAAAACAUUACAUUUACAUCUUCUCAAGAUGUUAAACCUGAUGUUAUGCCAGAUACUUUAUCUUUUAAAGACACAAAAACAGAAUUAACAUUUUCAUAUUUUGAUGAUGUUAAACCCAACAUGACACUUAUAACUUCUCAAGAUGUUAAACCUGAUGUUAUGCCUGAAUUUUCAUAUACAGAUACCAUUAAAACAGAAUUAUCAACCUUUUCAUCUUUUGAUGAUGUAAAAAACAUUACAUUUACAACUCCUCAAGAUGUUAAACCUGAUGUUACACCUGAAUUUUCAUAUACAGAUACCAUUAAAACAGAAUUAUCAACCUUUUCAUCUUUUGAUGAUGUAAAAAACAUUACAUUUACAACUUCUCAAGAUGUAAAACCUGGUGUUACAACAGCAUUUUCAACUGGUGAAUCAGUAUUUUCCACUUCUAAAGAUACAGAACUAGAAUUAGCAACUAGCAGAACUUUAAAACCAGAUUUAUCGACGAAAAAAGUUAACUUGGUAUUAGACAAGCAAUAUGAAUGUGGUAUUUGUCAUAAAAGGUAUGCACACAGAUCUGGUUUAAGUAUACAUAAAAAAGCUCAUACAGGGGAAAAGCCUCAUGAAUGUGAUGUUUGUCACAAAAGAUUUUCUAGAGGCUGUAAUUUAAGUAAUCAUAAAAAAGUUCAUUCAGGAGAAAAACCACAUAAAUGUGAUGUUUGUCAUAAAAAGUUUAGUCAGAAGAUAAAUUUAUUACUUCACAAAAAUAUUCAUUCAGGAGAUAAGCCAUAUUCAUGUUAUGUUUGUCAUAAAAGGUAUACUAAAAGUUCUACUUUAAGUAAACACAAAAGAAUUCAUACAGGAGAAAGGCAAUAUGAAUGUGAUGUUUGUCAGAAAACAUUCUCACACAACUCUCAUUUUAGUAGACACAAAAGAAUUCAUUCAGGAGAAAAGCCACAUAAAUGUGAUGUUUGCCAUAAAGCAUUUUCUCGCAAUUAUAGUUUAAGUAAACAUAAAAGAAUUCAUUCAUAUGUAAGAAAGAAUACAAAUUAUCAUCCAGGAGAUAAGCCAUAUGAAUGUGAUGUUUGUCAGAAAACAUUCUCACUCAAGUCUCAUUUUAGUAGACACAAAAGAAUUCAUUCAGGAGAAAAGCCACAUAAAUGUGAUGUUUGCCAUAAAGCAUUUUUUCGCAAUGAUACUUUAAGUAAACAUAAAAGAAUUCAUUCAUAUGUAAGAGAGAAUAUAAAUUUUCAUCCAGGAGAUAAGCCAUAUGAAUGUGAAGUAUGUCAUAAAAAGUUUGCACACAGCUGUAGUUUACAUAAACACAAAAGGGUUCAUUCAGGAGAAAAGCCAUAUGAAUCUGAUGUUUGUCAUAAAAGGUUUUCUCAAAAUUCUAAUUUAAGUUCACACAGAAGAGUUCAUACAGGAGAAAAGCCUUAUGAAUGUGAACUUUGUCAUAAUAGAUUUUCUCAAAAAUCUAGUUUGAAUAAACAUAAAAUAGUUCAUGCAGAAAAAAAAGCCUUAUGAAUGUAAUGUUUGUCAUAAAAUACUUUUUCAGAAAAAUAUUUCAACUAGUCAUUAUAAAAUCCAGUCAGGAGAUUUACCAUGAAUCCUUAACACUCACAACUUUCAGUUUCUAAUGCUUGAAAAUUAGCCAAACAGUUAUACAGCAUACACAUUUUAAAUUUGAAGGUAAGAAAGACUAAAGCUGCUGCAAUUGGUUAUAGUUUUCUUGUCUUGUUAGUUAUUAUUGUUAUGUCCCUUGUGUUACAUGUAUGUUAAUGAUGUAUCUUGAAUGUCUUAUUUCUGUAUGGUGUUGUCUUGUUGUUGAUGCAGUGAGUUUUCUAUGAAUGGAGUCUUAAGAGAAGACAAAUAGGCCUACUACUUAUAGUGUUGAAGCUAACAUGAUGGUUUUCUACUGUUAUAU
Physella acuta is the source of this 2402-nucleotide messenger RNA. Its product is annotated as zinc finger protein 883. The record is from RefSeq and is a predicted model, not a curated record. Gene Ontology annotation, molecular function: DNA-binding transcription factor activity, RNA polymerase II-specific. Gene Ontology annotation, cellular component: nucleus. Gene Ontology annotation, biological process: regulation of transcription by RNA polymerase II. NCBI's taxonomy places the organism in Eukaryota, Metazoa, Mollusca, Gastropoda, Physidae.